GAAGUGACGCAAGAGUAACGAUGGCGGCUCGUACUGCUGUACCGUAUUGGCUUUAAACUGUUUUGAGCGGCGAGAAACUGUUCGCGUUUUCUUUCAGCGUCCACUAAAGCGUCAGGAAAACGCAUACUGAUGUCUUAAUGUUGCAGCCGAUGGACAGUCAGGCUUCUCUUUGCAUUUGGGACAGCGGAAACAUUUGUCCGACACUCCGGCGGUACAUUUAGCCAGUCGGUUUGACCAUCAUAGCCAACGAGCGUUUGAGGACUUAACCGAACCUGACAGAAACAAAAAACUACCUCGGAUAUUUACUAAGUGAUAUUUUACACACGCACUUUUUAAUCGCUGCACUUUUACGUUUAUUUUAACGCCAACGAACAGCUCCGGUGUGUGAAGUUGUUAAUGGUUGGCAGGCGCUGGUUCCCACAGGUGUGUGUGUAGUACCCAGUGUCAUUUUUUUAUUUUAUUAAAACACGCCUCACAGACUCUGGUGUUAUGGUUGACAUGCUAAAGACGCGCCAGUGUCUACUUGGCGUGCGCACUUUCCUUGGCGUCACGUCAAGAAUUUGGAGCUUCUUCUUAUACAUCCUCAGGAAGCACAUCAGGACGAUAAUCCAAUAUCAGACAGUGCGAUAUGACAUUUUACCAUUGUCACCCAUCUCCAGAAACAGACUCAACACCGUAAAGCGAAAGAUCUUGGUUUUAGAUCUUGACGAGACGUUGAUUCAUUCGCAUCACGAUGGAGUUCUUAGACCAACAGUACGGCCUGGCACGCCACCGGAUUUUAUCCUAAAAGUGGUAAUAGACAAACAUCCAGUUAGAUUCUUUGUACAUAAAAGGCCGCAUGUUGACUUCUUCUUGGAGGUGGUCAGCCAGUGGUAUGAAUUAGUAGUGUUCACUGCUAGUAUGGAGAUCUAUGGCUGUGCAGUAGCUGAUAAGCUAGACAACAACAAGGGAAUCUUGAAAAGAAGAUACUACAGACAGCACUGUACACUGGAUUCAGGUAGUUAUAUUAAAGAUCUGUCAGUAGUACAUGAUGACUUAUCAAGUGUAGUGAUUCUUGACAACUCACCAGGAGCAUAUCGAAGUCAUCCAGAUAAUGCAAUACCUAUAAAGUCAUGGUUUAGUGACCCUAGUGACACAGCACUUCUUAACCUUCUGCCCAUGCUGGAUGCAUUAAGAUUCACAGCAGAUGUUCGAUCCGUCCUGAGCCGAAAUCUCCACCAGCAUCGACUUUGGUGAUCAGCUGGCCGUGGGAUAUCUUGAAGCUUUUUUUUUCUUUCUCUAUCAACUGCUUCCCAAUCUGACAUCUGCCUGUCGAGUCUCCUUCAAGACUGAACCGUCGCUUUCAAGCAACACCCUUACUUUAAGGGCUGCCAGUAAUGAGGGAGUCAAUCAGACGUCAACAACAUCGAAAGACGAACUUUGAGGCGUCGGGAAGCUUUAUUGCCUAGAUUUUCCCCUUCUUCAAACUGAGUUUCUGCCUUACAGCUCAAUCUAUGCUGAUCGUGUGCGUGUAUGAGGACGCCUCCUGUUUUUCUUUUAAAAUAAUUGACGAUAUGGAGUGGCAGGGUACUGAGGCAAGAAAAACAGACUUUUUUGUAAAUGCUUCCUCAAGCCUAGCUUUGGACAUCAUACCUCACUUCAACAGGUGGUGUGAACAGACCGGCUAAUUUGAAGCCCCUCAGAAUUAGCCACCAACACUGCACGUCUUGUGGAGUUCACUGGAAUCGCUGUUGAUAAAAAUGAAUCCCAACAGCUCUGUAGAUUUCAGGAAUAUGAUUGUUAUUGAGGUACAGUCUUGGAAGACAUGGGUUUUAAUGACUUAUGUAUGGUAGACCAAUCCCUAUUUGGAUGUGGGGGAAAAUUGUUGUAAACUUUUCUCCAUUAUCUGCAGCAAAUUAUUUUAUGUUUUAUUCUUUUAUUCUGGGCCGUUGAUAAAUUUAUCAUGAUUAUCAGGGAGGAUAUAUUACAAUAUGAGCUUCGGAUAUGUGGACUGACUUGAUUUUAAGACUUUCUGCUUUACAGAAUGUAUGUGGUUGAUUUCUGAAAUCCUACCACUUGGAAGCCUUUUUACAAAUGUUUUUUUUUCUUUCCUGGAAAUGUAAUAAUGGCAAGACUUGAAUUUAUAAAACUUGUACUUCAUUGUAUUGAACAGCUGUCUGAGAAAACAAACACCCUUUUUACUCAA
Paramisgurnus dabryanus is the source of this 2185-nucleotide messenger RNA. It is a transcript of the gene ctdnep1b, whose product is annotated as CTD nuclear envelope phosphatase 1b. The record is from RefSeq and is a predicted model, not a curated record. Lineage: Eukaryota; Metazoa; Chordata; Actinopteri; Cypriniformes; Cobitidae. Gene Ontology annotation, molecular function: phosphatase activity.